Microthlaspi erraticum is the source of this 219-nucleotide messenger RNA. The record is from the annotation of a GenBank genome assembly. Lineage: Eukaryota; Viridiplantae; Streptophyta; Magnoliopsida; Brassicales; Brassicaceae.
AUGCCAGAGGGAAAAAAGCACGAGAAGCUACUCUACGACUACGAUUACCGACCGCUCCUCGCCGUCCUCAUCCUCUUCACCCCCAAUUUCAUCCCUCGGAUGGCGGUGGAGAUAAAGUCUCUCACCAUUUCUGACGACUCUAGGCCGAUGAUUCUCUUCCAAAAGUUUGGAUUCACUCAACUGGACACGUUAGCGUCUCUGUUUCCUCCGUAUCAGUAG